AUGCAAAUGGUCAAGGAUGUUCUAGCCAACAGUGAUAAAGUUUCAGAGGUCCUACAAGAGUCUACUCAUCAGUUCAACCUGCUUACUUCACCCACUUUCCUACCAAAGGUCAAGGAUCAAGGGAAAUUCACUCUCCCUUGCACACUUGGGCAUCUUGAGAUUGACAAUGCCUUAGUGGAUUCUGGAGCAAGCAUCAAUCUGAUCUCUCUCUCCAUGGCAGAGAAGCUAGGCAUUGCUGGAGCCUUGCAGCGCCCUACUACUUCAAUCAUGUUUGGAGAUGCAACUUCUAAGUCUCCUCUUGGAGUGUUCAAGAACUAUCACUUGAAAAUUGGAGAAUGCAUCAUCCAAACUGAUCUCACUGUGAUGGAAAUGGAAGAAGAGAAGGAUUUACCUCUGUUAUUGGGAACCCCUUUCCUUAGUACAGUUGGCGCUUCAAUAGACUUUCACAAGCAAGAAGUGAUCCUUCACAAGGUGAAUAGUUUGGUGUCAUAUCGCUUGCAGCCUAGAGGUUCAGACUUUUGUGCCACAAUUGACAGUACCAAUCUCAGUUCUAAGAGUCAUGGAGCUACAAAGGUUGUGAAGGAAAGGGUUGACAAGGAACCAAGAGUUGGGAAGGAUAAGGUUGAGAGAGGACCAAGGAUUGAGAAGCCACGUCUUGAGAGGGCUAGAGUUGAGAAACCACGAUCUGAUAGGCCACGAGCUGAGACUUGUUCAAGCCCCUUGUGUGCUUGA
Microthlaspi erraticum is the source of this 732-nucleotide messenger RNA. The record is from the annotation of a GenBank genome assembly. Lineage: Eukaryota; Viridiplantae; Streptophyta; Magnoliopsida; Brassicales; Brassicaceae.